AUGGUGCACGAACGGGACGAAAAGGUAGACAAGACAACGAGCUUUCUCGACAAGAUCAAGGACAAAGUCCACGACACCUUGAAAGAGACUGUCGAACACCAAACUGGCAAGCCGGCGUCCGCUGGCACGUCACAGCACGAGAAGGAAGGAGAGAGCUCGCAGUUGGGCAAGUCCAACGAAUCGCGCGAAACAAGCUUGAAUGACGCGGAACGAUCCACGCGCACGGGCCAAGCGAGCAGCAUCUAA
Messenger RNA from Aphanomyces invadans, 246 nucleotides. RefSeq lists its product as hypothetical. NCBI's taxonomy places the organism in Eukaryota, Oomycota, Saprolegniomycetes, Saprolegniales, Verrucalvaceae. The transcript has 3 exons. The coding region runs from base 1 to 246 and encodes 81 amino acids. The record is from RefSeq and is a predicted model, not a curated record.